AUGUCGAUUCCUCCGCCGCCGCCGCCGCCGGGUUGGUCGGCUCCUCCCCCGCCUGGCGCACCCCCAGGCAUGUCCGCGCCGCCACCCCCAGGUUAUCGCCCGCCUGCCGACCCGCAAGUGGCGAAGUUCGCACAGAAGAAGAAGGAAUGGCUUCGGAUGCAGAGGCAAAGAUUUGGGGAGAAGCGGAAGGGUGGCUUCGUGGAAACGCAGAAGGCGGAUAUGCCACCGGAGCACUUGCGAAAGAUCGUCAAGGACAUCGGCGAUGUCUCCCAGAAGAAGUUCAGCAGUGACAAGCGGAGUUACUUGGGUGCCCUCAAGUUCAUGCCGCACGCCGUGCUGAAGCUGCUAGAGAACAUGCCCAUGCCGUGGGAAAGCACACGCGAGGUGAAGGUGCUCUACCACGUCAACGGCUGCCUGACCCUGGUCAACGAGAUUCCGCGGGUCAUCGAGCCCGUGUUCCAUGCGCAGUGGGCAACGAUGUGGGUGAGCAUGCGUCGAGAGAAGAGCGAUCGGAGACAUUUCAAGAGAAUGAGGUUCCCGCCCUUUGAUGAUGAGGAGCCCCCGCUUUCGUGGUCCGAGAACAUCGAGGAUGUCGAGCCCCUGGAGCCCAUCCAGAUGGAACUUGAUGAGAGUGAGGAUGCUCCCGUUUACGAAUGGUUUUACGAUCACAGGCCACUCCUGGAUACCCCGCAUGUGAACGGACCGAGCUACAAAACAUGGAACUUGAGUCUUCCUCAGAUGGCUACCCUUUAUCGUCUCAGCCAUCAGCUAUUGAGCGAUGUCGUCGACAAGAACUACUUCUACCUGUUCGACCAGAACAGUUUCCUGACCGCCAAAGCCCUGAAUGUGGCGAUUCCUGGCGGUCCUAGGUUCGAGCCGCUCUACAAGGACAUUGACCCCAAUGACGAGGACUUUGGGGAGUUCAACGCCAUUGAUCGUAUCAUUUUCCGCGCCCCCAUCCGCACCGAAUACCGCGUCGCCUUCCCUUUCCUUUAUAACUCUCUACCAAGGAGCGUGAAAGUUUCUUGGUAUUCCUAUCCUCAGGCCGUUUACGUCCGCGCCGAGGAUCCCAGUCUACCUGCCUUCUACUUCGAUCCUGUAAUUAACCCCAUUUCUUCCCGCGCCGUGGCACCCAAGAACAUCGACGUUCCGCAUGAGGACGAAAUCUUCGGAGACGACGAUGAGGACGAUUUUGAGCUCCCUGGCGAGGUCGAGCCGUUUUUGGGCGACCAGGAGCUGUACACAGAGGACACUGCGUCUGCCAUUGCACUGUGGUGGGCGCCUUUCCCCUUCGACCGUCGGUCUGGACGUAUGGUUCGCGCUCAAGAUGUGCCUCUGGUAAAGCAGUGGUAUCUUGAACAUGUUCCGCAAGGGCAGCCGGUCAAGGUCCGCGUUUCUUACCAGAAGCUGCUCAAGACAUACGUCUUGAACGAGCUCCACAAGAAGCCGCCGAAGGCUUUGAACAGUCAGAAUCUCAUGAAAUCACUAAAGACGACCAAGUUCUUCCAGCAGACCACCAUUGACUGGGUUGAAGCUGGUCUUCAGGUCUGCAGGCAAGGUUUCAACAUGUUGAACCUUCUCAUUCAUCGCAAGAACCUCACUUACCUCCAUCUCGACUAUAACUUCAACCUCAAGCCCAUCAAGACUCUGACAACCAAGGAGCGCAAGAAGUCUCGCUUCGGAAACGCGUUCCAUCUGAUGCGUGAAAUCCUCCGCUUGACCAAACUCAUCGUCGAUGCUCAGGUGCAAUACCGUCUCGGAAACAUCGAUGCUUUUCAACUGGCGGAUGGUAUCUUGUACGCGUUCAACCAUGUCGGCCAGCUGACGGGUAUGUACAGAUACAAGUACAAGCUCAUGCACCAGAUCCGUACCUGCAAGGAUCUCAAGCACUUGAUCUACUACAGGUUCAACUCUGGCCCGGUUGGUAAGGGUCCUGGUUGCGGUUUCUGGGCCCCUGCAUGGCGCGUCUGGCUUUUCUUCAUGAGGGGUAUCAUUCCUCUUCUCGAGCGCUGGCUUGGUAACUUGUUGUCUCGUCAAUUCGAAGGUCGCCACAGCAAGGGUGUUGCAAAGACUGUCACGAAGCAGCGCGUCGAAUCUCACUUCGAUCUGGAGCUGCGCGCCUCCGUCAUGGCUGAUCUCAUGGACAUGAUGCCCGAGGGUAUCAAGCAGAACAAGGUCAACACCGUCUUGCAGCACUUAUCUGAAGCCUGGAGAUGCUGGAAGAGUAACAUCCCCUGGAAGGUGCCUGGUCUGCCCGCUCCUAUCGAGAACAUCAUUCUGCGUUACGUCAAGAGCAAGGCUGACUGGUGGGUCUCGGUGGCGCACUACAACCGUGAGAGAAUUCGGAGAGGUGCUACGGUAGACAAGACAGUUGCGAAGAAGAACUUGGGCCGCCUCACUCGUCUGUGGCUCAAGGCGGAGCAGGAAAGGCAGCACAACUACAUGAAAGACGGUCCUUACGUUUCAUCCGAAGAGGCCGUCGCCAUCUACACGACCAUGGUCCACUGGCUCGAGUCAAGAAAGUUCCAGCCAAUACCAUUCCCCAGUGUGUCUUACAAGCAUGACACAAAGAUCCUCAUUUUAGCGCUCGAGCGUUUACGUGAGGCAUACUCCGUCAAAGGUCGUCUGAAUCAGAGCCAGAGAGAGGAGCUGGCGCUCAUUGAGCAAGCCUACGACUCUCCUGGUACCACGCUCGCAAGAAUCAAGCGUUUCUUGCUAACCCAGCGUGCUUUCAAGGAGGUUGGUAUUGAUAUGAACGACAACUACAGCGACAUCAAUCCGGUCUACGACAUCGAGCCUAUCGAGAAGAUCACCGAUGCUUAUCUCGACCAAUAUCUCUGGUACCAGGCUGACCAGCGCCACCUGUUCCCGUCGUGGAUCAAACCCUCUGAUUCGGAAGUCCCUCCUUUGCUUGUAUACAAGUGGGCUCAAGGUAUCAACAACCUUGAUAAAGUCUGGGAAUACCAGGAGGGCGAAUGCAAUGUCAUGAUUGAGACCAAACUGUCGAAGGUCUACGAGAAGAUUGAUCUUACCCUGCUUAACCGCCUCCUUCGCCUCAUCAUGGACCACAACUUGGCAGACUACAUCACCUCCAAGAACAACGUCCAGCUCAACUACAAGGAUAUGAAUCAUACCAAUAGCUACGGCAUGAUUCGGGGUCUUCAAUUCUCGGCUUUCGUCUUCCAGUACUACGGUCUCAUGCUUGAUCUGCUAUUGCUCGGUCUGCAGAGGGCAAGUGAGCUUGCCGGUCCUCCUGGCGCUCCCAACGACUUCCUGCAAUUCCGGGACAGGGCCACCGAGAGCAAGCAUCCCAUCAGGCUGUACACCCGCUACAUUGACAAGAUCUGGGUGUUCUUCAGGUUCGAUGCUGACGAAUCGCGUGACCUGAUCCAGCGCUUCCUCACGGAGCAACCGGAUCCCAAUUUCGAGAACGUCAUUGGUUACAAGAACAAGAAGUGCUGGCCCCGAGACUCUCGCAUGCGUCUGAUGCGUCAUGAUGUCAAUCUCGGUCGCGCUGUGUUCUGGGACUUGAAGAACCGCCUGCCUCGUUCCGUGACGACUAUCGAUUGGGAUGACACGUUCGCAAGCGUGUACAGCAGGGACAACCCUAACCUCCUUUUCUCUAUGUGUGGUUUCGAGGUCCGCAUCCUGCCGAAGAUUCGCAACCAGAACGACGAGUUCCCUGUCAAGGAUAGUGUUUGGUCACUGGUUGACAACACCACCAAGGAAAGAACAGCCCACGCGUUCUUGCAGGUGACUGAGGAGGACAUUCAGAAGUUCAACAACCGCAUCAGACAGAUUCUGAUGUCCUCUGGUUCGACCACUUUCACGAAGAUCGCCAACAAGUGGAACACGGCUUUGAUUGCUCUCUUCACCUACUACCGUGAAGCUGCUGCGUCGACUGUCAACUUGCUGGACACGAUUGUGAAGUGCGAGACGAAGAUUCAGACUCGUGUCAAGAUCGGCCUUAACUCCAAGAUGCCUUCGCGUUUCCCGCCGGCUGUUUUCUACACACCAAAGGAGUUGGGUGGUCUUGGUAUGAUCUCUGGAUCGCACAUUCUCAUCCCCGCCAGUGACAAGCGCUGGUCCAAGCAGACGGAUACUGGAGUCACCCAUUACCGUGCUGGUAUGUCUCACGAUGAGGAGACUCUGAUCCCGAACAUCUUCCGUUAUAUCAUUCCGUGGGAGGCCGAGUUCAUUGAUUCCCAGCGUGUGUGGACGGAGUACUCCCAGAAGCGCAUGGAGGCCAACCAGCAGAACCGCCGUCUGACGCUCGAGGAUCUUGAGGAUAGCUGGGAUCGUGGUUUGCCUCGUAUCAACACUCUGUUCCAGAAGGACCGCAGCACCCUUAGCUUCGACAAGGGAUUCCGCGCUCGUACCGAGUUCAAGAUCUACCAGCACAUGAAGAGCAACCCGUUCUGGUGGACGAGCCAGCGCCACGAUGGUAAGCUGUGGAACCUCAACGCCUACCGUACCGAUGUCAUCCAGGCCCUUGGUGGUGUCGAAACCAUCUUGGAGCACACCUUGUUCAAGGCCACUGCUUUCCCGUCCUGGGAGGGUCUCUUUUGGGAGAAGGCUAGCGGUUUCGAAGAGAGCAUGAAGUUCAAGAAGCUCACCAACGCUCAACGUUCCGGUUUGAAUCAAAUUCCUAACCGUCGUUUCACCCUUUGGUGGUCGCCUACCAUCAACCGUGCCAACGUCUAUGUUGGUUUCCAGGUCCAGCUUGACUUGACGGGUAUUUUCCUGCACGGCAAGAUCCCGACCUUGAAGAUUUCCCUCAUUCAGAUCUUCCGUGCCCACUUGUGGCAGAAGAUUCACGAGUCUGUUGUGAUGGACUUGUGUCAAGUCUUUGACCAGGAACUCGAGGCGCUUGGCAUCGAAACGGUACAGAAGGAGACGAUUCAUCCUAGAAAGUCGUACAAGAUGAACAGUUCUUGCGCCGAUAUCCUUCUUUUUGCCAGCCACAAGUGGAGCGUUUCACCCCCAUCGCUCCUCUACGAUACCAAGGACACCAUGACCGCCACGACGACGAACAAGUUCUGGAUCGACGUGCAGUUGCGCUACGGCGACUACGACUCGCACGACAUUGAGCGCUACGUGCGUGCCAAGUACCUCGACUACACGACUGACAGCAUGUCCAUCUACCCGUCCGCCACCGGUCUCAUGAUCGGUAUCGAUCUGGCCUACAACCUCUACUCUGCAUACGGACAGUAUUUCCCUGGUCUCAAGCAGCUCGUCCAGCAGGCCAUGGCGAAGAUCAUGAAGGCCAACCCUGCUUUAUACGUUUUGCGCGAGCGUAUCCGCAAGGGUCUGCAGUUGUAUGCUUCUGAGAGCAACCAGGAGUUCCUCAACUCUCAGAACUACUCGGAGCUCUUCAGCAACCAAGUGCAGCUCUUCAUCGAUGACACCAACGUCUACCGUGUUACCAUCCACAAGACGUUCGAGGGUAACUUGACAACCAAGCCAAUCAACGGCGCCAUCUUCAUUUUCAACCCUCGCACUGGCCAGCUGUUCCUGAAGAUCAUUCACACAAGUGUCUGGGCUGGUCAGAAACGUCUUGGACAGCUGGCCAAGUGGAAGACGGCAGAAGAAGUGGCUGCUUUGAUCCGCUCGCUUCCUGUCGAAGAGCAACCCAAGCAGCUGAUCGUCACUCGCAAGGGUCUUCUCGAUCCCCUCGAAGUCCAUCUGCUCGACUUCCCCAACAUCUCCAUCCGUGCCUCGGAGCUGCAACUUCCUUUCCAGGCCGCGAUGAAGGUUGAGAAGCUUGGUGACAUGAUUCUCAGGGCGACGGAACCGCAGAUGGUGCUUUUCAACUUGUACGACGAGUGGUUGAAGACUAUCUCCUCGUACACGGCUUUCUCGCGUCUGAUCCUGAUUCUGCGCGCCCUGCAUGUCAACCAGGACAAGACCAAGCUCAUCCUCCGACCCGACAAGACAGUCAUUACGCAGGAGCACCACAUUUGGCCCACGCUCUCUGACGAGGAUUGGAUCAAGGUGGAAGUGCAGCUUCGCGAUCUGAUCUUGAAUGACUAUGGCAAGAAGAACAACGUCAACACAUCCAGUUUGACGAGCAGCGAAGUCCGUGAUAUUAUCCUGGGUAUGGAGAUCAGUGCGCCGUCGCUUCAGCGUCAGCAAGCUGCCGAGAUUGAGAAGCAGCAACAAGAGCAGCAGCAGCUUACGGCUGUCACGACCAAGACUCAGAACGUGCACGGCGAAGACAUUGUUGUCACGACGACAUCUCAGUACGAACAGGCUACUUUCGCCUCGAAGACCGAGUGGCGUACGCGUGCCAUUGCGACCAGCAACUUGAGGACGAGGUCGAACAACAUCUACAUCAGCUCCGACGACAUCCGGGAAGAUGAUCACUACACCUACAUUAUGCCCAAGAAUAUCCUCAAGCGCUUCAUCACCAUUGCGGAUCUGCGCGUGCAGGUUGCGGGCUAUCUCUACGGCACUUCUCCGCCAGACAACGAUCAGGUGAAGGAGAUCAAGACGAUCGUGAUGAUCCCGCAGGUGGGCAACACGCGCGAUGUGCAACUGCCGCACCAGCUGCCGCAGCAUGAGUACCUCUCCAGCAUGGAGCCGCUGGGAAUCAUCCACACGGUGUCGGGCAACGAGCUGCCGUACAUGAGCCCGAUGGACGUGACGCAGCACGCGCGGCUGAUGAACGCGCACUCGUCGUGGGACAAGAAGACGGUCACGAUGACGGUCUCGUUCACCCCCGGCUCCGUGUCGCUGGCGGCGUGGGCGCUCACGCCCAACGGGUACAAGUGGGGCGCCGAGAACAAGGACACGCAGAGCGACCAGCCGGCGGGCUUCUCGACCAGCAUGGGCGAGAAGUGCCAGCUGCUGCUGUCGGACAAGAUCCGGGGCUACUUCCUGGUGCCCGAGACGGGCGUGUGGAACUACAGCUUCAUGGGCAGCGGCUUCGGCACCGUCGAGAAGAAGCCGUUCGACGUCAAGCUCGACACGCCCAAGGCCUUUUACGACGACAUCCACCGGCCGCUGCACUUCAUGAGCUUCGCGGAGCUGGAGGACAUUUGGGUGGAUCGGGAGAAUCAGUUCGAGUAA
Molecule: messenger RNA, 7071 nt
Organism: Lasiodiplodia theobromae
Lineage: Eukaryota; Fungi; Ascomycota; Dothideomycetes; Botryosphaeriales; Botryosphaeriaceae
Product: Pre-mRNA splicing factor
Exons: 1
Coding region: 1-7071 (2356 amino acids)
Biological process (GO): spliceosomal tri-snRNP complex assembly; mRNA splicing, via spliceosome
Cellular component (GO): U5 snRNP; catalytic step 2 spliceosome
Molecular function (GO): metallopeptidase activity; U2 snRNA binding; U1 snRNA binding
Source: RefSeq, a predicted model, not a curated record